Rosa rugosa (rugosa rose) is the source of this 2791-nucleotide messenger RNA. RefSeq lists its product as uncharacterized. The transcript is spliced from 7 exons. The coding region runs from base 206 to 2308 and encodes 700 amino acids. The record is from RefSeq and is a predicted model, not a curated record. NCBI's taxonomy places the organism in Eukaryota, Viridiplantae, Streptophyta, Magnoliopsida, Rosales, Rosaceae.
AAGACCAAAAAUACAGGGUUUGAAGUCGGAGAUGUUUCCCAGCCAGGCAAAGCCCAACACAAAUCGUUCAAUUUUUUAAAAUAUUCAGGGAAAACCUUGAAGGGGAAAAAAAAAAGAAAAACAAGAAAAAGAAAAAGAAAUCAAAUAAGUAGGAGGAGCAGGGGAGUGUGGAGUCCGAGAGGGGGGGGGGUGGUACAAUGCAAGAAUGGCUCAGUACAGACAGUCAGGGAUGGAGAGGUUGGGAUUACGUGGCAGCAACGGCGGGGAAGGACCAGAUCACGUCGCUAUCGGGAUCCGAACGGGUCUACAUAAACCGGGUCGGACUCGCCGAUCGGGUCGAUCCCCACCUAGAAUCUCUACUUGUGCUUUAGUUCUCGUUCUCUCCUUGGUUCUCCUUUUUACUGUUGCCGCCUACUUUUACCUCUCCCUCAGCACCACCACACCCACAGGUGCGGAAAUAAAUAGUAAUCGUGCUCAGGAAGAUGAUUCGAGGAAUGAUUCUGACUUUCUCACAAAUGUGACACGCACUGAGACUUCUAAAGUGCUUAAGUUUGGGAAGGGUUCGGUAACGCAUGGCCGGGAUUCUAGGUAUUGGGAUAAAGAUGAUAGGAGAAGGGAUGAAGACUAUAAUGAGGAUGUGGUGGAGCAUGGUGGCGCAGGUGUUGAUGAUGGAUCUACUCGUGCGACUCAGGUUAAGAACAGUAAGAACAAGUCCGAGAAUGAUGACUUUCUUAAAAGUUCCAAUAAGAAAGCUGGAUUGUACAAUGAAGCUGGGCGCAACGAGUUGAAAAUUUAUGAAGCAGAGUAUGAGGCAUCUUUGAAGAACAAUCGACAGUCUAAUGAUGUAUAUUUGGAAACGCGAAAUGACGUUAUUGAUGCUGAUGAUGAGUAUGAUGAUGGGAUUGAUUCUCAUGAAACUCAUAUGGAAGAAUAUGAUGAUACUAGACAUCAAAAUGGUGACCAUUUUAGUGAAGAAAAAUUACAUGAUGAAGGUGGUAGAGAGUCCAUUGAUCUUCCUGAUGCUGGAAUCAAUUAUGAAAAUGUCUCCAAGAAGGUUGAUAAAGUCUCCACCAAUUCAUUUAAUGAGCACUCUGCCCAGUACUCUCGGAACCUUGAUGAAGUUAACACAAAUUCUAGGCAUGUUGGUGUAAUUUCCGGUCAUUCUUCAAGAAAAUCGCACUCAGAAUCAAAAAGGAAAGCAAAGCGCCACAAAUCUUCUGGUUCCUCUUGUGAGAUGAAGUUCUUAAACUCCACUGCACAGCUUAUAGAGCCUUUAGAAAGUAGAAAAUUUGCUAGAUUUUCCCUGGAGUAUACUGAAAUAGAAGACAAGCCCGAAGGAGAAGAGCAAUGGGAACCUAGAUUUGCAGGACAUCAGACUUUGCAAGAACGGGAAAAUUCUUUUUUGGCACGUGAUCAAAAAAUUAACUGUGGCUUUGUUAAAGGUCCUAAAGGAUCUCCAAGCACUGGAUUUGACUUGUCAGAGGAUGAUGCAAAUUAUAUCAGCAGAUGCCACAUUGCUGUUAUCUCUUGUAUCUUUGGAAAUUCAGAUCGCUUGAGAACACCUUACGGUAAAAUGGUCUCUCGUUUGUCAAGGAAGAAUGUUUGCUUUGUUAUGUUCAUCGACGAGAUUACGUUGCGUACCCUUUCUUCAGAAGGGCACACACUAGAUAGCAUUGGUUUUAUUGGUUUGUGGAAGAUUGUUGUGGUGAAGAACCUACCAUAUACUGAUAUGCGGAGAGUGGGAAAGAUACCAAAGCUUUUGCCUCAUAGGCUUUUUCCUUCUGCAAGGUAUUCAAUCUGGUUGGACAGCAAGUUGCGUCUUCAACUUGACCCCUUACUCAUAUUGGAAUAUUUUUUGUGGCGAAAAGGUCAUGAGUAUGCAAUUUCGAAUCACUAUGAUCGACACUGUGUAUGGGAAGAGGUUGCCCAGAAUAAAAAAUUGAACAAGUAUAACCAUACCAUCAUAGAUCAACAAUUUGCAUUUUACCAGGACGAUGGUCUCACAAGAUUCAACGCAUUGGAUCCGAACAAGCUUCUCCCCAGCAAUGUGCCAGAAGGUUCUUUUAUCAUCCGGGCACACACUCCAAUGUCAAAUUUGUUUUCCUGUCUUUGGUUCAAUGAGGUUGAGCGGUUUACUCCUCGGGAUCAGCUAAGUUUUGCCUAUACAUACCAGAAAUUAAGAAGGAUGAAUCCUGAAAAACCUUUUCGUCUUCAUAUGUUCAAGGAUUGUGAGAGAAGAGCCAUAGCUAAGUUGUUUCGCCACAGGUCACAAGAGAAGUCGAGUACUCGGCAAAGAGCUACCGAGUAGAUUGUCUUCAAGAUCUGCAUUUGCUGAAAUCUAUUCUAUGGCGUUGUUUGGUCAGUGUAGCAGAUUGCUGACCUUCUAUGUGCCACACAUGGAGAUUUUGUAGUCUCAAGUUUGUUGUAUGGGUUGAAGUAACCAUCGCUGCAGUUGCUUCUACCAAUGAGACCUACCUCUUUAGAGAAGAACCCUGACUCUGUUGUAUUCAUCCCAUUUUUUCAUUCAUUGCCCUUCAGGAUGCAAGUGAAGUAGCCAAUACCAUAGGACAACUACCACUAUAUCCAAAUCAUAGUUCUAUGUUGCUUUUUGUUCCAAUUUGAAACUUUUUCCCUUUUCUCUUACACAGGAUAUGGAUAUUGUGGCUAUGUUGUUUUUGUAAUGAGUCAGUUUAGCACCGGACAAAGGGGAAAAAACAUGUACUAUAUAAAAAUUCAGUAAUUGGUACUAUACACAAUCUUAGCUAAUACAAUAUGAUCAUUAAUUUCUCUA